Molecule: messenger RNA, 4917 nt
Organism: Parnassius mnemosyne (clouded apollo)
Lineage: Eukaryota; Metazoa; Arthropoda; Insecta; Lepidoptera; Papilionidae
Source: the annotation of a GenBank genome assembly
AAGCAAAUAUUGUUUUUGACCCACAAGAACAUAAUAUUAACAACAAACAAAUAUGUAUGUACUAAGAAAUUAGUUUUCUUCUAAAGUAAGAAUUUGUUAAUUAUUGCGUCAAUCGUAUAGAAAAUUAUUAAAGAAGUCUUUAGUUUUUCAUAACCAUUCACGCUCCAGCAAAAUGGGUGAACGAUAUAAUAUUCACAGCCAGUUAGAGCAUCUUCAAAGUAAAUACAUUGGAACCGGGCAUGCUGAUACCACCAAGUAUGAGUGGUUAACUAACCAACAUCGAGAUUCUUGCUGCAGUUACAUGGGUCAUCCCGAUUUACUAAGCUACUUUGCAAUUGUAGAAAAUGAAUCUAAGGCACGUGUUAAGUUCAACCUAAUGGAGAGAAUGUUACAACCCUGUGGACCACCCCCAGAGAAACCAGAAGAUUAAAAAUGUAUAAGUUGAAACUGACAGUUUAACUUAUAAUAUACUUUUUUCUAGCAAGUAAAUAAUAAACAUUUUCAUUCAAUUCAUCAUUAAUAAAUAAUUAAAUAAUAUAGUACAUAUAAACAUUAUAAAAUAUUUUUUAUUAAUAAUUAGACUAUAAAAUAUUUUUAUUCCUUCAUCAGCCUGUAAAAGUCCACAGCUGAACAUAAACCUCUCCUAGUGCAUGGAUUUGUCUUUAUUGGUAGGUGAAGAGACAUAGACAUAGGUGAGAUAUCUUAUCUCACAUCUUUGAUAUUGUGAGAUAUCUUGCCUAUUUCGUCUAUCAUGUAGGCACACCAUUUGCAACUUUACAAGGUGCAGGUUCGGUCUCACAUGGAAUACUCUUCCCAUCUCUGGGCAGAGGCUCACCAGUGCCAGCUCCUUCCACUUGAUCGCAUCCAACACAGAGCGGUUUGAAUCGUCAACGAGCGAGUUCUUUCCGAUUGACUUGACUCACUGGCACUGUAUAGAGAUGCUGCAUCUCUUUGCGUAUUUUAUCACAUCUAUUACAGGAAGUGUCCUGAGGAAUUGUUAAUAUCUGGAUGAUUGGCGGUCCAUCACUGUGCGACUUAGAAGAAGUUUUCUUCCUUGCACAACUUCCUUGUGGAAUUGAUUACCACCAGCACACACUUUUUCUGGACCGAUAGGACUUAGGGACCUUCAGAAAAGAGCAAUGCAUCUACAAUUCCUCUGGUGUUGCAGUUGUUCAUGGGCGGCAGUAGUCACUUACCAUCAGGUGAGCCGCAUGCUCGUUUGCCCCCUCUCCUAUAAAUAAAUAAUUAAUCUUUUUUGCCUGUCUGGUUUUUUACUCCUAGUGUAAACAAGAUGGUUAUAUUUCCACGCAAAAUAUGCGUUUAGGUGUGGAGUUGCGGUAAACAGCCUGUUUAUUCAAUGGUUAUAUUGCUAUCUAUCAGAAGCCCCAAGACCUUUAGGCAUAUCCCUUAAUUGAAUCUUAAAAUACCCACUGGGGUGAUAGAUUCUCUUCAAAUAUUUUUAAUAUGUUUGUAGUAAAACAAAUUACUUUGUACCACUUUGUAUUUACUUGAUAAACUAAUCACAGUAAUUAUAUUUCACUUAUAAUUACACUUCACUUAAAGUACACACAGCUACUAGCAGAGUGAACUCACAACUGAACUACCACUAAGAUAUAGCAGUUCCUUUUAUAGUAUACAAAGCUGUUACGAUUACCCACAAAUUUUAUUAUUAAAUUUGAAGAAUAAGUACACCUAAUAUAAUUUAUAAUUUAUUAUAUAAGUGCCCUUGAUUUAAAAUCCAUUGGUAACAAUAUGUGUUUAUCUAUUGAUUUGUGACUUUGUAAACAAUUUUAGUGCCGUGUAGUGUCGGUCAAGAAUAUCCACUACCCCAUAUCCUCCCGUGGGUGUCGUAAAAGGCGACAAAGGGAAACAGGCAGGAGAUGGGCAGCAGCAUCUUCCUGAUAAUAGCCAAAAUUACAAUAAAAAAACUGCGGUUGCCAACCCGCUCGCCAAGCGUGGAAACUAUGGCAAAUACCCCCCAAUGAUUAAAGCAACAAACAGACGGCCCCCAGUCCCCGGCGGCCCCGCUAUACGAUUUUGUAUCGAUUGCUGGAAGCAAAGAAACUGUGGGUAUGGGAUUCGUUAGAGCAAGUUGCCUUUGAUAAAGCUAAGGAUUUGUUGUCAUCUGAUUUAACCUUAGUUGGAUAUGACUUGAAAGAGAAUUAUUGUUUAUCUGUGAUGCGUCUGACUAUGGUGUGGGUGCAAUAAUUGCCCAUGUGAUGGAAGAUGGGUCAGAACGACCAGUAAUGAUGGCCUCCAGAACAUUACAACCCCACUAGCGACGGUAUGGACAGAUUGAUAAAGAAGCUUUAGCGAUAAUAUUUGGGGUUACAAAAUUUCAUAAAUUUUUACUAGGAAGGAAGUUUUGUAUCAUUACAGAUCAUAAGCCACUAAUUGGAUUGUUUAAUCCGAAGAAACCUAUUCCGGGUCAGAUUUCAUCCAGAAUGUUGCGAUGGUCUCUGAAAUUGGUGUGUUAUGAAUAUGACAUAAAAUACAGACCUGGAAAAGGCAUUGGUAAUGCAGAUGCUCUCAGCCGAUGGACUUCUGUUAACGCAGCUGAAGCGCGAGGGAUGGGUUCGUUAGCGGAUGUGCUACUAUUAGAGGAACCUCCCUCUGGAUUAAACUUGGAUGCAGCGAAAAUUGCUGCUGAAACUAAAAAAGACCCGGUACUACAAAAGGUUUUAUUUCAUGUGCUACAUGGUUGGACUGGCAAAAAUACUGACCCCACACUCCAGCCGUAUUGGACGCGAAGAGAGGCUCUUUCACAUAAUAAAGAGUGUUUAUUGUGGUGUAACAGAGUCAUUAUACCCGCUUCUUUACAACAGCAGGUAUUAAAGGUAUUGCAUGCACCGCAUGUUGGAAUCGUCCAGACGAAAGCUUAUGCUAGAGGAUACGUAUGGUGGGUCGGUAUGGACGCUCGGAUAGAGGCCACAGUGACUGUUUGUGAGUUGUGUCAAGCCGUGAGAAACAAUCCACCAAGAGAUCCGCACACAUGGAUUUUACCUGACAAACCAUGGAGUCGUGUCCAUGUUGAUUUUGCACGACCAUUUCAAGGGAAGACUUUUUUGUAAUGAUUGACAGCUAUAGCAAAUGGUUUGAGGCAGAUAUUUUAUCAAAUAUGAGUAGUGAAGCCCUAAUAGCUAGUUGUCGCAGGAUUUUUGCUUCGCAGGGAUUGCCAGAAAAAUUAAUUUCGGACAACGGCAGAGCCUUUAGCUCAAGGGAAUUUAAUAAUUUCCUACAAAACAACGGCAUCGAACACUUGUAGUCACCUCCAUAUCACCCGGCGACGAAUGGACAAAUCGAACGGGCGAUACAGACCUUCAAGAACAAGCUCAAGAAAAUGUCUGAUGCAUGGGUAUUAUGGACUGAGAAACUACCUAGAGUUUUAUACUCGCUCAGAACGGUGCCGAAUCACCUCGGUAAAACUCCUGUAGAGAUGUUGAAUGGACGUAAAUAUAGAACUGCGGUGUCGGCGCUACAUCCGGAUAGUGGACCAGAGCGCUCUGAGCGACAGCUGGAAGAGGUGGCGCAGCGGGUGCCCGGUCGAGCCUUCGCUCUCAACCAGCCCGUGCUAGUACGUGCCUAUGGGCCAGGAGAGAAGUGGCGACACGCCACCAUUGAGUAUGUCGAGGGUCCUGGUUGUUAUAUGGUGAGAACGGAAGAUGGACUGCUAAUUCGCCGACAUGUUGACCAAAUACUGGCGCGAUCCACGGCCGUAACCGAGAACCAGACCUCUGAUGCCCUGCCAAUACCUCAAUUACGUAGAAGAUCAAAUUCGUCUUCUGGGUCUGACCCACCAAUACAAAUACCACCACCAGAAAUGUGGCCUGAAAUUAUUGGCAUACCAAGUACUGACUAAACUAUAAUUGCAAAUUGGCAAGAAGCUGUGGUUUAUUAGUGAUUAGAAACAAAUAAUGAAAAACAAUAAUUAAAAUGAUUUAUUUUAACUUUAGGCCUAAAUUAUGAUUGUAACCGUGUUAUUGGGAUAGAAAGGUAUUAUGUUAUGUAUUGAUAAUGUUGAGGGUAAAAUUGUAAUAUCUGUGUAAGGUAGAUUUGAUUAAAUGAGUUUGUUUUGCUACUUGAUCUGGCGUGUAUCUACCUACAAAGUCUAAUACCCAAAGAAACUUCAUCCACAUAACUUUCUCUCUAACAAUAUAACCUUCUCUAUAGCAACGUCAAGUACUCAUGCAGUGAAUGAUCACGUCUCAGUUCAUAUGUCAUCACUGGCAAAUCGCACUGGUUUUCAAGUUUUGAGGUAUACAUGACGAGAUACGUAAUCUCCCGGACGAUUCCCAGCAGAGUUGAAUCUGCCGAUUGACCCUUCCGUCGACGUUGGAUUUAUCUAGUCGGACAGUUAGUCCUAGGUGAACAUCUCACUUCACAAGUCCACUGCUGAACAUAGGCCUCCCCCAAGGAACGCCACAAAGCAUGGUCCCGUACCACCUGCAUCCAUUGACUUCCUACAUGUCUUACCAGGUCGUCACUCCAUCUAGUGGGAGGACGCCCUACACUUCGCCUGCCACUCGAGAACCUUUCUUCCUCAUCGGUUGUCGGUUCUUCGAGCUAUAUGGUCGGCCCAAUGCCACUUCAGCUUACUAAUCCGUUGGGCUAUGUCGGUUACUCUGGUUCUACUGCGGAUAUCCUCGUAUUUAAGUCUAUCAAACAGAGAAACCCUUAGGAUAGCCCUCUCCAAGGUCGCUGAGCGACUUUGAGCUUCCUCAUACGGCCAGCAGUGAAGAACCACGUCUCUGAUCUAUAGGUCAUAUGUGGCAACAUGCACUGGUUCUGCUGAUUGCAUGGGCUGUCCCCGUGUAGUGGCCGGUAAGUAUAGCCCACUACCCCAUAUCUUCCCGUGGGUGUCGUAAGAGGCGACAGAAGGAAACUGAGGCAGAAGAUGGGCAGCGGCAUCUUUCUGAU